Messenger RNA from Phodopus roborovskii (desert hamster), 1962 nucleotides. RefSeq lists its product as uncharacterized. NCBI's taxonomy places the organism in Eukaryota, Metazoa, Chordata, Mammalia, Rodentia, Cricetidae. The record is from RefSeq and is a predicted model, not a curated record. The transcript is spliced from 3 exons.
AUGUCAGAAAAUUUGCUAAGCAGGCCUUUCUUUGGAACAGAAUGUGCUCUGCGGCCAUCUGUGCCUGUGCUGAGGAAUGCCACACCCUCAGCAGGAAGCGUGUGCAACUUCUCCAGGGUUUCCACCCCAGCUGUGAGUUCAGCAUGGCUCCAGCCAUCAGACUCUAGCACUUGUUGCCAGCAGCUCAUGGACAUGUUGGAAAUGGAGACAACCCUAGGAUUGACACCUUUAGGCCAGGCACUCUGUCUGCCUCAGAGUCCAGACAUCUGCAAGGCCUGCACACAGAAUGUCCAUAUGAAGACACCACCUGUCUCUUUAACUGCCUGCAUACACAGUACUUCACAGUUCCUGACAUUGCCUCCAGCUCCAAGCCUGGAACAAAAAGAGAAUAACAGUAUGGAUGAGAUGACUGCUGAGCCAUCAAUACCCAUGAAGGCCUAUGAGUGCAUAACAGAAAAACAAGAUACACAGCACUUCCCUUUAGCACAUCCUGGUUUAGAGCAGCCCCAGAACUACACUGAUAAUGGGAACCUAAGGCAGAAGGCACGUUCUGAUAACUCCAAUUUGGGAAGUACUAGCCUUGCUCUGGAAGAGCCAGUGGCUCUGCAUAGAGUCAUGGAGUCCAGCAUUGAUCUUGAAGGCAUGACUACACUUGUGUCAGAUAUUCCCCUUCCCCAACUCUUAAACCCCCUCACUGACCUAGUCCAAUUGGAACAUCCCACAGCAACACAAUCACAAGACUUCAGAGUCUUCAGCAGGGAUCAGUUCCAGGAAAAUUCCACCGGCAGCAGCACAGACAAAGGGGAGCACAAGAAAGAGCAGAAAGCCUCUGAUCACCUUCAUGGAUCUCCCCAGGCCAGAAUCCAGUGCCAGGUCCUGUUAGAGGGAGAAGAGGGUGUGGGCAUUGCUACAGCCAGUGCAAUAGAUAUUGAUCACUUGGCCAAGCACUUGGAUGGCACAGCUCACAAAUCUGCACACAGCAGGGCCAGCACAUCUAGGGCACAGGGCCAAGACAAGAUCAAGAGUACCAGAGGAAACAAAACCAAGAAAACUGGGGAGCUGAAGCCAUCUUGUCCCAGAGCCAAGGUAGAAGACAAUCUCAGUAUCCCCAAGACGAGGAGGAAGAGGCAUCCAAGUGGGCUCAGCCAGGACUGCUUCUAAAAGCCUCGGACUCACCUCAGCAUGCACAUGCUGGAGGCUGUGCAGGUAUUUCAGCCACUGGGAAAGAAGAGUGAGAAGAAAAUUGGCAUCUCCUCCUCCCAGGCUAUACUAAACUCCAGCAGCAACAAAGAUCCCAGUACAGGCUGGGCCACCACAUCACGGCUGGAUGAGCCAUAUGAUCGUUGAGGGCCUGCUCCAACCCUGGGUAAUGCUCAGAAACCAGAUAGCAGUGCCCACAAGGAGUGUACAUCUCCCUCCCUGUAUAAGGUGCACCCUCCUGGGAAGGUCAAGAUAGUACCUCUGCCUUUCCAAAACAUGGACAAACCUGAAGCCAGACCUCUUUCUAGAAAGCUUCUUUCUCUGGCUUCUGGCAGGCCCUCUGCAGCUUACCCUGUGAGGCCCAGUUCCCACUUGGAGCAAUCUACCACACUUAAGCCAUUCCCACCAGCUCAUUCCAGCACAUAUUUGAUGGCCUCCAACAAGACAGCUGUGCUGACUGCCACCAGUGUCACACCACCUAAAAUAACCAACCAUACCUAUUCUUGCAGUAGGCCUUGGCCUGCUGUCACUGGGCCUGCCCCCUACCGAGCAUCAUCUCAUAGUUCACUCCCAACAGAGCUUGUUUCUACUGCCAGAAACAAGGCCCCAUCACCUCCCAAACCUCAAACACAAUAUCUGCUGCAAGACUUCAGCCACCAACCAAUUCCAUGGAGGAAAGUGGAUAUUCCCUGGCCAGACAUCUCACAGCCCAUCACAGCAGAGCUCAGGCCAAAGACUGAGGCCAUGAAGAGUUGGGCUUGA